ACAUGCUUUGAACCAAUGUUAAAUAUUAAUGUAAAAUACUGCUGUAUGCCUUAUCAAAUAAGUAACCAACCCAGUGUAGUGUGGGAACGUUGUACUUGACUAACUGUUGUCAGACAUGGGUAAGACCAACAGAACUCACAUCCAAAGUGUUCCUAUCGAGGAGACACUGGACCAGGAGCUUGCAUCUCUGCCGGAGAAGUUGCAGAAAAAGUUGAUGCCCUUUCAGCGAGACGGGAUCAAAUUUGCUCUGUCGAGGAAGGGAAGAUGCAUGAUUGCAGAUGAGAUGGGUCUGGGUAAGACCAUCCAGGCCAUCUCUGUGGCGAGCAUGUACAGGCACCAGUGGCCCCUGCUGAUCGUGGUGCCCUCCUCCCUCAAGUACCCCUGGAUAGAGGAGCUGGAGAGGUGGCUACCAGACCUGCAGCCUGGAGACAUCAACCUGGUGGAGAGCAAGACAGACACCAAGGGCAUCAGCGUGAGCAAGGUGACGGUGCUGGGAUACGGGCUGCUCACCACGGACGCACGCCAGCUGGUGGAGGCCCUGAACAAGCAGUGUUUCCAGGUGGUGGUGGUGGACGAGUCGCACUACCUGAAGUCACGCAACGCAGCCCGCACCAAGCUACUGGUGCCCAUCAUACAGAACGCCAGCAGAGCCAUACUGCUGACCGGCACGCCUGCACUGGGCAGACCAGAGGAGCUCUUCAUGCAGAUUGACGCCCUAUACCCAAAGCACUUUGGCACCUGGUCCGAAUACGCCAAGCAGUACUGCAACGCACACUACAGGUAUUUCGGGGCGCGUCGUCAGUGGGACUGUCGCGGGGCGUCUCACCUGGAUGAGCUGCACCAGCGUCUGGGCCAGGUGAUGAUCAGGAGGCAGAAGGCCCAGGUGCUCACCCAGCUGCCCCCCAAGGUACGCCAGAGGAUCCCCUUCGACCUGCCCAAGGACCAGGCCAAGGAGGCGAGCUCCAGUCUGGAAGAAUGGGAGAGGCUGAUGCGGAGUGCAGGCAGUGGGGCGUCGGGGGUGAUGGGGGCGGGGGUGCCUGAUAACCCCUUUGUGGAGGUCAUGGCUCUUAUCACCCGCAUGUACAAGCACACAGCUGUGGCCAAGGCUGGUGCAGUGAAGGACUACAUUAAGAUGAUGCUGGAGAAUGAGAAGCUCAAGUUCCUGGUCUUCGCCCAUCAUCUCGUCAUGCUGCAGGCUUGCACUGAAGCUGUCAUAGAGGCUAAGGCCGGCUACAUCCGUAUUGAUGGGAGCGUUCCGUCGUCGGAGAGAAUCCAGCUGGUCCAUCGCUUCCAGAACGAGCCGGAAACACGAGUAGCCGUACUGAGCAUACAGGCAGCAGGACAGGGUCUGACGUUCACGGCGGCAACUCACGUGGUGUUUGCGGAGCUGUAUUGGAACCCGGGCCACGUGAAGCAGGCUGAGGACCGAGCCCACCGCAUCGGGCAGACCUGCUCCGUACACGUACACUACCUCAUCGCCAAGGGAACCUUCGACACCGUCAUGUGGAGCAUGCUGAACAGGAAGGAGACGGUGACGGGCAGUACGCUGAACGGUAAGAAGGAGUACCUGAAUGCGGAGGUUGGGGACAAGGACAAGUUUGACUUCCUGAACUUCGCUCAGGCCUGGAGCCCCAGCGAGGCCACCGCCGCCGCCACCAACGGCCCCGCACACGACAAGGACGAGGUCUUCUUCUCUCACUUUGAGAAAGACAAGCAGCACGACAUCCGUGCCUUCUUCUCGCCCUCCUCCAACAAGGAGAAGAAGCGGAAAAGACCUGGAGAGGACGAGGAGACGGAGAGAAAGGAAGAGAAAGACAUCAAGACCGGUGAUGAUAAUGACUGUAUCUGUACCACUCCUCUAAGACCUCCACCCCCAUCCCAAGAUGCCCUGCACUCAAACCCCCCCACCACCACCACCACCACCAUCAUCACCCCCACCCCCAGCCCCCCUCCCACCACAGACCAGGACUUUGCCCCACAGGCGAAGAGACUUCGGCAGGCCACCCCUGUGUCAGCGAGAGGCAGGGGCAAGAGAGUGUCCGUGGGGGGCAAGAGCAGCCCCCUGGCCGCUCUGAUGAUGCCCCCGCGCAGGCUGUCGGAGGGGCAGGUGGGGGUGAAACAGAAGUGGAGCUGUGGGGCGUGUACCUAUAACAACAGCGGCCUGCUGCCAUACUGCGAGAUGUGUGAAUCACCGCGACCUGGACACGCAACGGUCGUUGGGAGUUCACAGACUACCACCACCUCCACUCCUCCAGAAUCACCACCGCCCUCGCCCCAGGCUGCCAGCCCCAGCACAGCGCACCCUGACUCGGCCAUGGAACUGGCGACCAGGUCCCCUCAUCCGCCAGCCCUGUCGUCACUAACAUCCAAGGCAGACACCCCACUGAGAGGGGACGGGGAGGCAUGUGCGCCCCAGCAGGAGAACUCAGGAGGGGAUGUGCCCUCGCGGACCAGCACAGAUGCGUGUGAAGAGUGUGUGACAGACAAGAGUCUGCUAGAGGUGUGUGUGGGCGGUGAUGGUGAUGGUGAUGGUGAUGGUGCUGGUGCUGACGAGAGCCAUCCCCUCUACGAGUGCCUGAGGUUCAGCGCCAGCCGACACACAGACAGGAUCUACAUCUACGACAAGGAUGGGUCUCCUCUGCAGUCUAGUUUCAUCCCUCUGGACAUCAAGCUGGAUAACUGGGAGGAGCUGCCCCCCGCCUUCAGCCGCAGAGAGAACAGGAGACUGGUGCAGCGUUUUGUGCGAGAGUGGAGCUCCCUGACGGCCAUGAAGCAGAGGCUGGUGAGGAAGAGCGGAGAAGUCUUCCUCAGUCCCGCACUCCUCAUCGACCAGCUCUCCAGCAGCCAACGCAGACUCAGCAGCACCAAGAGGUAUCUCACCAAGCAGGACGUAGCGCAGGCGUCCCUGUCCAAGGCCCAGAAGGAGGGGGGCACAGUGCGGGUGGUCAGCCCAGAGAACUUCUUCUCCAAGCGGAAGUCCAUCACCACCACCACCAUCACCACCACCCCUCCUCCUCCUCCCCCAGCUCCAUCCUCCCAGGAUGAUAGCACCUCCUCCAACAAAGAUUCAAAUGGCCAUGGUAAGACCACUUCCAGUCCCGACGCAGCCCCAGACACGGGGUUCCUGCAGGCAGUGGACGCCUCGGGCACCCCCCUGUGCCUAUCAUGCCAGCGGCCGUGUGUGGAGGACGAUGCCAGUGCCAGCGCCGCGGACGACAGGCGCUUCUGCGGGCGGGCGUGCGAGGAGGACUUCCGGGUGAGGUCGAGCCAGAGCUACAUGCGGGCGCGCGUGCUGGAGACGGAGAAGGGCGUGUGUCAGCAGUGCGGCCUGGACGGGCACCAGCUGUUCCAGAGGGUGCGGGACGCGCCCGCCUCGCAGAGGAAGCAGAUCCUGGAGAACACCUGGCUGGCACAGCUGCCACUCAAAGAGCUCAAUGAGAUGAUCCGUAGUCCAUAUGAGGGUCAGUUCUGGCAGGUGGACCACAUCAAGCCAGUGUAUGGCGGGGGAGGACAGUGCUCACUGGACAACCUGCAGACACUCUGUACCGUCUGCCACAAAGGGCGUACAGCCCAGCAGGCCCGUGAGCGUAGCCAGACGAAGCGGAGUGAAGUGGCCAUGAAGUUCUCCUCCGACAUCACCAGAUUCUUCCAGAAAAAAUGAAGCUACCUCCAUUUCUCUGCCCAUUCCUCUAGCAGCAGCUGUUCUGCGCUCCACCCCUACGGUAUCUCUCCGGCUUUGUUCAAAAAUGAUUAUCUCAUUCACUACUGUGAAGGGCUCUAUGUUGGAGUGCUAAGUAAGGGUUAAAGUUCGGCGAGAAGGUCGCUACC
Messenger RNA from Engraulis encrasicolus (European anchovy), 3828 nucleotides. It is a transcript of the gene zranb3, whose product is annotated as zinc finger, RAN-binding domain containing 3. Gene Ontology annotation, biological process: replication fork processing; DNA repair. Bases 116 to 3661 code for a protein of 1181 amino acids. Gene Ontology annotation, molecular function: ATP binding; endonuclease activity; nucleic acid binding. The transcript has 21 exons. Lineage: Eukaryota; Metazoa; Chordata; Actinopteri; Clupeiformes; Engraulidae. The record is from RefSeq and is a predicted model, not a curated record.